Messenger RNA from Rotaria sordida, 792 nucleotides. NCBI's taxonomy places the organism in Eukaryota, Metazoa, Rotifera, Eurotatoria, Philodinida, Philodinidae. The record is from the annotation of a GenBank genome assembly.
AUGGUUAUAGAACAACAACAAUUCGAUUGGUCUAUUGAUUUAAUAGAUUCAAUUUGGUUUCAUAUUAGUAAUUAUUUAACUAUUAAUGAUAUUCAUCGUUUAAGUUGUACAUGUUCACGUUUAUAUACACUUUUUACUAGUAAUGAUUUUUGGUCAUAUCUUAUACGUAGACAAUUUGGUUAUAUAAUAUGGAAUCGUUCAAUAAAAAAUUCAUUAUUAUUAAAUAAUGAUAAUCAAAUUACAAAUUUAAAAAAUCAAUCAUGUCGUUCAAAAUUAAUCUAUUUUGAAUUACUUAAACGUAAACGUAUAUCAUUUUCUGAUUUUAAUCUUUUUACUUUUGAUACAAAUCGAAAUUAUACAACAAUUCCUGAUUUAUCUAGUCUUAAUGGUUAUGUACUUUAUAUAAAAGAUUCAAUUGAAAUUUGUUAUUCACUUCAUAUUGAAACAUUAUUUGAAAAUAUUCUACCCGGAAAAUAUGAUGUUAUUUGGCGUAUGAAACUUAAUAUACCUUAUAUGUUAGGUGAAACAGAAUUUUUUGCUGUUGCCGAACAAGUAAAUCCUGGUCAAGCAGCAUAUAUGCGAUGGACACAAGAUGAUUUUCUAUCUAUGUAUAGAUGUUUUUAUUGUGAUAUAACAAAAACUAAUCUAUGGUUUUAUCAAACAAUUGGAAUUAUAGAAAUAAAUGGAGAUAAACCAUGUAAUGUUUUUAUAUCUAUGACAAAUCAUGAUUCAAUACAUGCAAAAUAUGGAGUAUAUUUAGAUUAUGUAGAAUUAAAACUUUGUUUAGAAUAG